Drosophila suzukii is the source of this 2110-nucleotide messenger RNA. It is a transcript of the gene mnd, whose product is annotated as L-type amino acid transporter minidiscs. NCBI's taxonomy places the organism in Eukaryota, Metazoa, Arthropoda, Insecta, Diptera, Drosophilidae. Gene Ontology annotation, biological process: amino acid transmembrane transport. Gene Ontology annotation, molecular function: L-amino acid transmembrane transporter activity. Gene Ontology annotation, cellular component: membrane. The record is from RefSeq and is a predicted model, not a curated record.
AUUAUAUUCCAAACUUAGUUUGAACUCAGAGCGUGCGGCGAGCGGUACGGUUCGGUCCAUCCGGUAUUUCGUAGUUUUUUUCUUCGCCUUCCUUAAAAAACCUAAGGCCAGACGUUCGCUUUCUUGAAUACCAGACCCAACCCAUUCAAUUCGAAAAGAUGCCACUGCCGGGAACAUAAUAGAACCACGUGUGUUAAAUACCUUAUCGGUCUUGAAUAUACAGCCCCUGACAAAUGUGUGCGUUUGUGUACUGAAGAGCACUGGAAUAAGUGAAGCGCCGAACAAAACAGAACUGAAAUCGAAAAACAACAGAAAAACCAUGUGGACUGAAAUGAACUGAACUGUAUUUGAAGCUCCACGCUGGCACAAAGAGUGUGCUGAUAAAAAAAACCGAGAAAAGUACAAGAAAACCCCGAUAAAAGCAAUGGACUUAUGUACAUAAAAUCCAACCACAAUAAAUCGCUAAAGUUACCCUAAAAAAUAUAUAUCCUAAAGGGUUCUAAAAACAAACCAUACCCACACAAAAAAAAACCUGAUACGUUCUGAAAAAUGGCGCGAGUACAGGCCAGCGACACCCUGAUACCCCGCCAGGUGUUCGAGGUUCCUACGACGGAACCCAAUAAUUCCGCGGCGGACAGCGGGAGCCAGGGUUCCGGAGUGAAGCUGAAGAAACAGAUCGGCCUGCUGGACGGAGUGGCCAUCAUCGUGGGCGUAAUCGUAGGAUCUGGAAUCUUUGUGAGUCCCAAGGGAGUACUGAAGCACUCCGGUUCUAUCGGACAGUCCCUCAUCGUCUGGGUCCUCAGCGGUGUACUCAGCAUGGUGGGAGCCCUGUGCUACGCGGAAUUGGGCACGAUGAUACCCAAAUCGGGAGGAGAUUACGCAUAUAUAGGUACUGCAUUUGGCCCCCUGCCUGCGUUCCUUUAUCUGUGGGUGGCCCUGCUGAUUCUGGUGCCCACGGGUAAUGCCAUCACGGCAUUAACCUUUGCCCAAUACCUGCUGAAACCCUUCUGGCCGUCCUGCGAAGCGCCAAUCGAAGCUGUUCAGCUGCUGGCAGCUGCCAUGAUAUGUGUGCUGACGCUUAUCAACUGCUAUAAUGUGAAGUGGGUUACACGUGUGACGGACAUUUUUACGGGCACCAAGGUACUAGCCCUGCUGGUGAUCGUCGGCGCCGGAGUCUGGUGGUUGGUCAGUGGAAACACAGAGCUUUGGGACAAACCCUUCUCUGGUGGCCAUCAGAAUCCCGGCUAUAUAGCCUUGGCCUUUUAUAGCGGUCUCUUUUCAUACUCCGGUUGGAACUACCUUAAUUUUGUGACGGAGGAGCUGAAGGAUCCCUACCGAAAUCUUCCCAAAGCCAUAUGUAUCUCCAUGCCGGUGGUCACGAUCAUCUACAUGAUCACGAACAUUGCAUACUUUUCGGUGCUGUCUCCGGACGAGAUUCUGUCGUCGGAUGCAGUGGCGGUCACCUUCGGAGACAAGAUGCUGGGCGUUUUGUCCUGGAUUAUGCCAUUCGCAGUGGCCUGCUCUACUUUUGGAUCAUUGAAUGGAGCGAUCUUUGCCUCAUCCCGACUCUUCUUCGUGGGAGCAAGAAAUGGUCAUCUGCCGGCAGCCAUUUCGCUGAUCAACGUUAAUUGCCUGACGCCUGUGCCUUCGCUGAUAUUCCUGGGUCUGCUAACCUUGCUACUUCUCUUCAUCAAGGACAUUUAUGUGCUGAUCAAUUACGUUAGCUAUGUGGAGGCGUUGUUCACGCUGAUCUCGGUAUCCGGACUGCUGUGGAUGCGUUAUAAACAACCCAAGACGGAGCGACCCAUCAAAGUCAAUUUAGUGCUGCCCAUCAUCUACCUUAUCGUCUGCCUGUUCCUUGUGAUCUCCUCGUGCAAGCAGGAGCCCUUCGUUGUGGGAUUGGGAACAAUCAUUAUACUGUCUGGUAUUCCAGUCUACUAUCUGACAAUUCACAAUCCGGUCAAAUGGCUGGCGGACACCUCGCAGGCCAUCAAUCUGUGGUGCUCCAAGUUCUUCAUCUGUAUGCCCAACCAGGAGAAGUUUGACUAGAAACGCAGGACUCUACGAUUUAACGGAGGGAGUGCCUUUUGUCGAUGUAUCGAUCAAUCAA